Chrysochloris asiatica (Cape golden mole) is the source of this 2133-nucleotide messenger RNA. It is a transcript of the gene CUNH14orf39, whose product is annotated as chromosome unknown open reading frame, human C14orf39. Lineage: Eukaryota; Metazoa; Chordata; Mammalia; Afrosoricida; Chrysochloridae. The coding region runs from base 1 to 2133 and encodes 710 amino acids. The transcript has 17 exons. Gene Ontology annotation, biological process: oogenesis; spermatogenesis; meiotic DNA double-strand break processing involved in reciprocal meiotic recombination. The record is from RefSeq and is a predicted model, not a curated record. Gene Ontology annotation, cellular component: central element.
AUGCCCUCAGGCCCGGCCGGGUGUACCAGCCUCUCCUCCUACAAGCGCCUCGGGGCCGGUGGCGGAGCUGCGAGAGAGAAUGGGACUGAAAGAGAUGCCGGCUCCGAAGCUCCAGUUCGGCUGGGCUCAGCUCCCGCACACAGGCAGGCACGCAGGCAGGCACGCAGGCGGGCGAGCUGGCGCCGCUACUGGGGUGGGCGGAUUGGCGACGCGGGCGCCAUGGAGACCCCCUCGGCCGCCAAAGCAGCCGAAUGGGAAGUGAAUCUGGAGCAGAAGGAACAGGACCAGAGAUCUGUAGAAGAGGGCAGGGGCAAAGCUAAGAGGGCGAAGGGGAUAUGUCAAAGCACAAAUCUUUCUAGGUUGGGGCGACUUCCAAAUGAGCCGGAAGGACAACUUCCUGCCAGAAACAUUGCGUGCAAAGCAGAGGAAAGCAGUAGGCGCCGGGCGGAGGUGAAGGAGUGCUACGUCCCCAGUAUUGUCCCAGGGAAGCAAAGCUCUUGCUCAUCCUCCCCAUGCAGAAGAGGCCGAUGUCCAGAACACAACCCUGGGCCUGGGGAGAGACUGUCGGUGUCCCAAGGUGACCAAGCCUCAAACCCCCCACUCCCCAUGACCUUUUGCAGUACUCUGAAAACGGCGGAUUCGGGGAGAACUGGCUUCUACCAGUGUGAGGAAGUCGUCUGGAAGCCAACAUAUGAUGUUUUUCAUAAGCAUGAAGAUUAUAUGCAGAGCCAAUUUAUGAUUUAUCAAGAAACUAUUGAAAAAGACAAAAAAAUGUAUCAUGACUAUAUAUGUCAGUAUAAAGAAGUUUUGAAGCAAUAUCAGCUAAAAUAUUCUGAAACACCUUUUUCACGUGAAUAUUAUAAGAAGAAAACAGAACAUGAAGAAAUUCAAAACAGAGUGAUGGCUUGCUCAGAACAACUAAAAAUGAAUGAAACUGUUUUUGUGGAAUUUCUAGUACCUGCUCCCUUUCCAUCACUUACUAAAUGGACAUUACACAUGGUUAACAUGAGACGGAAAACACAAGAAAUUCUUAAACUUGUCAGCAAUUUUACCAAAAAUUCAUCUGAAUUGAAGAAAGAAGUAGAUGAAGUGGAAAUGGAAAUUAAUUACUUAAACCAGCAGAUUACAAGACUUUAUGAAACUAAGAAGCUUUCAGAAACUCUGGAAGAAAAGACUAGCACUAUAGAAAAAAGAAAGGAAUUAAAAGAAAGAAUAUGUGAAACAGAUGAACAUGUACUUGUAUUGAAUAAAAACCACCCAAACAGUCAAUUAUUUCUUCCUUAUGAAUCUCAGAAAAUAGUAAGACAAAUAAAGAUGCAUUCUUCAGGACUAAGAGUUACAGGUACAGUAUUUAAUGACUCCACUGUGAAUAACCCUUUAAAAUAUUCACAAGUUCCUGCUAUUAAAAUUUCACAGAAUUUCAUGCAAUUCAGAUUGUUAACUCCACAAAAACAACCAAAUUCCAAUCAAUGGUGUGAAAAAGAGGAUACAGAUGCUGAGUGUGGAGAUAAAUGGACAGUAAGACAAUUAAGAGAGACAAAAUGUUCUUCAAACGCUGCAUAUUCAGAACCCUUUGAGAAGUCAGUAGAAAAUAAAAAUAAGGAAGUAAAAGAAAGGGCUGAGGAUUUUCCAAAAACUCCUGAAAUUCCUCUCACUGUAAGAACUUCUGAAGCUGUGAAAACACCUGAAUCUUUGGAGAAAUUACAGUUCCAUAAAACACCCUCAUUUGAAAUUAACAGAGAUAGAAAUACAGUACUUGGAGGUCAAACACAAAAGGAAUCUCCUGGAUUUUCCUUUCUUUUGAGUUAUACUUCUAGAUCUCCUGGAUUGAAUUUAUUCGAUUCUUCUGUAUUUGAUUCAGAAACCUCAUCAGAUCAGUUUAAUGAACAUUGUUCUGCAACAAAUAUAAAUCCUCUUUCAUCGCAACAAGAAAUUGGAAACUUAUUUGAGAAAUCAGAAGAUGGUUUUACAUUUUCUUUUCCACCAGACUCUUCAACUCAUACAUUUGUAUCUGGAAAAGAUGAUUUUAGUUUUCCGUUUCCAUUUGAUCAGGAUCAGAAUGUCACACAUUCUUCUGCUGUAAAAGAUUUCUCAUCUUCCUCACAAAAUACAACACAAUUUACCUUUUUUUGA